UCACCUAGAAACAAGCAAAGUCCAGUAUCAACAGGAGAAAAGGACACACCUGGCUCUGAGCCAACUGAGCCAUCCCUUUUGGUGCAACUUACAAAGCUGUAGUUCAUUUAAACUGCUGUGCGUCUGAAAGGAGAACUUGCUGAGAUGCCAAACUGGACGGUCGAGUUUACGAAGAAGAUGGCAGCCCAGAAGCCAUGGGACAAGUGGAUUUUGACUGAAGAGCUAGAAAGCAGGCAAUUACAAUUUGGGUGGCACACAUAUGUGCAGAAACACCUGUUUGCCAGCUUCAAGUGUUCCAGUUGCUCCCGUUCCUGGAAAUCAUCACAAGUCGUUAUCGUCUUCUACAUGCAGCUGACUCGAAAUAUCUUGGGCCAAGUACGAAUGAAAAUAUACCGACAGAAAUGCCGUGUAUGUGGGAAUAUCAAGUACGAGGAGCCUUCUUUCCGUGAUGACACCGUUCAGUUCGUCCUCCACAAUUUGGUACAAAAGAUCCUUGAGAAAUGUUAUGGAGAAGUCAGCCGAACCGCUCCCAUGCGUGAACCUCUUGCUGAAGAUUUUCUGGAAGGCCCUCAUGAAAGGAAGAACUGUGAGGCAUGUAAAGAUGGGUGGUGCAUGGAAAAAACACCCUUGAUUCUGGAAAGCCGUGUGAUGCCAGCCUCCGUUGUUCAGCCUAGUGAGCAGGUGGGAAGCUCCUGGAGUUCUUCAGAAAUGGCUUGUUUGCUGGUUGCAGUGAUCAUUCUGGUGAUUAUUGCUUUCCUACCUGACUCCAUCAAGAAGGAAAUACAGUAAAGGAUUUCAUUUAUUCUGUUUUAUUCCAUUCAGAAUAAAGCAUGCUGUAUCUUUCAACAGUUUUUUCUCUUCUCUCACUAUAGCAUCAGAUGAGGAAGUUUCUCAGGGCACAAACUUUGUUUUAAUACUCAGUUUGAUUUUAUAUAGUUGCUGAAUUUUUUAUUCUUGGCUGGGUUUCAUUGGGCCUAAACUCAAUGGUUAACCCCAACCUGAGCAGACCCACUGAGGAUGCAACUACACUGUAAAAAUAGUGAAGUUUGAUACCACCUUAAGUGCUGUGAAAUCCUGGGAUUUGUAGUUUUAGGAGACACCAGCACUCUUUAGUAGAGGAGAGUAAAGACCUUGUUAAGCUACAAAUCCCAGGAUGCCAUAGCUACAGAAAGCGCUGUCAAGUAAGUGCAGAAUUGGGGGACUUUCAUGGCCCCUGUAUGUCCCCUAAACUAGUGAAUACAUAGGGAUUGUAAAUACAAACCAUCAUGAAGGCAUAACUCUAGGUUUAUAACUUGUUCAGUGAAUUCCAGCCAUGUUUAUCAUUGUGCUUGUAAUGGAUGCUGGUAGAUGUAGCAAUGAUCAGGAUAGGUUAUUAUCUUGCUUGAAUGCUUGUAAGACUAUCCACAGAUCUUAUAUUUAAUAUGUUAAUAUCCCCAAUGUUUAAUUAUGGAGAUGCAUUUCCUCAGCAGAUGAUAUGAAAGUUCAGUUCCUUAUGACUUUAUGAUGCUAAACAUGUAAUGUAUAUUAUGAAAGUAUACAAAGGGAUCUUGUAGCACCUGUGAGAUUAACUGUGUGAAAGAAGUUCCAGCAUAAGCUUUCAUAGGGAUAAAUCCCAUGCAGAAACUAAAUUUAAACUGAAAACAACCUGCAUUUGUGGGUUGUUUCUCAGAUAACGUUCAGGGUUAACCCAAACAGAAAGUUGAAAAACUCACAUUUGCAGGAUGUUUUUCAGACGACAUUUGCAUGAAAGAGAAAUAAUGCAAAAAUAAUCUGAAUGCAAAGUCGUCAAAACCAGCUCCUUUUUACUUUCGCUAUAUUCCGAAAGUACAAAAGAGCUUUCCGUUCGGAUUACUUUUGUGUUAUUUCACUUUCACUCCAACGCAUCUGACAAACAACACUCAGAUUUUUAAAUCUCAUUUCUGCACGGGUUUUCACCAAUUUGUCCUCUGUGUGAUAAACGCCAUAGACUUGGUCUAUUUCCUCAGAUGCAUGGAGUGAAUGGUUGCCCAGAAAGGACCUUUAUAAUCAGACUAUAUAACGCAUCAUAGAAAUGCAAAACUUGUAUGCAAUAUAUUCACAAACUCCAAUCCAUCCAAGUGGGUUGGACAAAGACAAUGGCUUCCUGGUACACUACACAUAGUAUAACACUGCUUAACAUCCCAGUCUCUUGAGGAUGCUCUUGGCCAGUUUAUCACAUCUCUUUUUGGUUCCCAGCCUGCACACACCAUUCUCAUUCAUACGAUCCUAUUAUAGAGAUGCUUACUAGGCACCAGUACACUCCAUGCAUCUGAAAAAACUAGACCAAACCUAUGAAAGCUUAUACUACAACAUCUUUCACACAGUUAGUCUCAAAGGUGCUACAAAUCCCUUUGCAUACUGAUCUUCCAUACUAACACAGCUAUGUCGCUUAAUUCAGUCAUGAAAGUAAUGUGCCCAGAUUGAAAAAUCGAUCUUUCUCCCUAAGGAGAUCAUAUAUUUGUAUACCUAAGAUUGCAAAUAAUAAAAUUGCCCAAAAGAAUAACAGAGAGUCCAUUGGUUUGGUUAAAAAUGUUUAAAUAUUUGUUAAAAUUGGAAAUGAAAAAUAAACAAGUAAAAGAAUGUGUGAUAAAGUGGGCCACAAAUAUAAGACAUUUGCUUUUUGGUGGUUCAAUGUAUACAAAAUUCAUUUCCUACACAAAAUUAUUAAAAAUAUUUCAUAAAAUGACCCUCAAGCUAUGUGUAUGAGGUAUAUGUGAAAAAUGAAUGAAUUUUGUGUUUAGAUAGCUCCACAAUCUCUCAUUACAUACAUAUCUGCAAAUACAGGUAUUCCAAAAUCCCCCAAAAAAGAUCUGGAAUGCAAAACAAUUCUGGUCCCAAGCAUUUCGGAUAAGGGAGGGUCAGCAUGUUAAAGAUGAAUUAAAGAAAC
This is a messenger RNA of Sceloporus undulatus (fence lizard), 2905 nucleotides long. RefSeq names its product receptor-transporting protein 3-like. The transcript has 2 exons. Lineage: Eukaryota; Metazoa; Chordata; Lepidosauria; Squamata; Phrynosomatidae. The coding region runs from base 145 to 789 and encodes 214 amino acids. The record is from RefSeq and is a predicted model, not a curated record. Gene Ontology annotation, molecular function: olfactory receptor binding. Gene Ontology annotation, biological process: protein insertion into membrane; protein targeting to membrane; detection of chemical stimulus involved in sensory perception of bitter taste.